CUCUCGUAACGCCGGACCACCAAUCGAGUCUUCUAGGAUGCCUUGACGAACUUGUUUGACGACCACUUCGGAAUCACCUUCGACUAUCACGCGGGUCAAGGAUCUUGAGGCUACGAUGGAGAUAGCAUCUCUAAAGACUAGAAGCUCUGCCAGGUAAGGAUUGACUAUUCCUUGAAGCUGCAGCCCAAACGCCAACACCACAUGCCCGUCUGACCCACGGAUAACAAGCCCAGACGAACAACUAGUGGCACAAACAGCAGCGUCGAAGUUUUCUUCUCAAUUCAAUUUCUCACAAUUCAUCUACCAUUCCCAAAUCCAAAGCGUGCAACAAACUUUGCACCAUAAUCAUUUUUUCGUCCAAUUGAGACAAAACUUAACAAACUUACAGCUCAACAUGGAAUUGAUGUUAAGAUUUGCUACUGCUAAUCUUAACAAAUCUAAUCUUACUAGCCUAAACAACUCGGUGAUUACUAGUGUUCACUGACUCGUCACUGCUAGUUUCAACCAAAUUUUCAACCAAAAGGAUAUUUAUAUUAAGUGAACUUGGAAGUAAUUGACUUGCCACUGCAAUCUCAACCAAAUCUUCACAAGCAUCCUUUUCAAUUUAUCAAUAUCAAUUUUCUUCUUUCGAGUUUUAAGUAUAGUGUGUGCCCGGACAAAAUAUGGUUUCUACAUUAGUAAAUAUAUGGUACCAUAUACCAUUAGGAAGAAAACUCUAUCUAGACCUCAAAUUAACCGGAUUUUCGGUCGUGAGACUAUACUCGCAAUGGAGUCACAAUCUAGCGUCUAUGUAAAAGCGAAAUGAUGUGUAAAAACGGAAGCGCCAAAGCAAAGCAUAAAAGCGUAACCUAUUAACAUCAAUAAAUUUGAAACAAAUAUAUAUAUAUAUAUAUGGUGUCGUAUUCGGUGCACCCACUUUUUCGGGUGCACUGAGUGCACCCGCCUCAUAAUUGUCAUUCUGACCAUGCGAUUCAUGUCAAUAUGGUAUCAAUUGUUGCUUAUGAUAUUAUGAAUAAGAAGCACAUGAAUUUGAAAAAAAUUCAUUCAAAAUUUACUUUAAUUUGAAGGAUUUAGGAUUUAGGGAUUUAGGGUUAGGGUUUAGGUUUAUAAUUUGGGAUUUUGGGUUGGGAUUCAAAAUUGAAUGUUAAGGGGUUAGGGAAAUGGAUUAAUUUGUUAUGAUUCUAUGUCAUAUCAUCAUAUUAUAUUGAGAGUACUAAUUAAAGUUCAAAAUUUGAUGUAUUAUUGACGCUUUUAGAGUUGGGUGCACUGAGUGAACCCAAAAAGUGAGUGCACCGAAGUAGGCACUAUAUAUAUAUAUAUGUGUGUGUGUGUGAAAAAUAUAAAUAAAUAAGUGAACUUGCUAAUAUAUUAAAGUUUCCCCUCGCAAAGAUAAACUAAAUUAAUUGAACUUUAAACAAGAAUUAACCACCUUCAUGCUGCCUUCGAGAAAAAUAAGAGAGGAGGAAACAAUCAGCAAAUGUUGAGUCUAUGAGGGUUAUAGGCAAGCUUCCCUAAUAAGGGUCUUUGAUCCUUAUUUAUUUUAUUUUACUUUUGGAACACGGUUCUAAAAGUUUGUAAUGCGGGUCUAAAAAUUUGGAACGGUCCAAAUUGAAUCAACCCAUAGAACACCCCUACAAUAUUGUCCCAAACUCGGACAUCAAAAGACUAAAAAAUAUGUGGAUUUAGUAGGUGCUGAAACUUUAAAUCUAAUUUGGAGUCUUAAUUCCUGCCGCCCGGAUUUGGCUGUGUAUAUAAACCUUGAUCGACACCACUCUCCGUUGAGUAUUAACUUACAAAGCUUUUUAACUCACAGUUCAAAAGCAGAAGCAAAUUUUCCUCAACAUAUAAAUUUGUAGCUAUGGCUUCGAAAGCCUGUAUUUUGUUGUUCGUGUUAGUCGCUGCUUGCCUUCUAGUCUGCAGUAGCUCUUCGGGGCUCCGACUUUCAGCAACCAAGUCAUCACCGCUCCCUUCCACAGCUUCGGUUAAGGUUGACGGCGUCCAUCAGGUGAUUUCACGAUCGGUGCAUGCAUGCGUUCUUUUUGACUUCCUGCCAUGUUAAUGAAAAAGUUGGAACUACGCAGCAGCUUGAUAUAUAUUGUUAAUUAUAUGAUUCAUGUACGUAGUUAACCAGCCACACAAAUAUAUCUAAUCUAAUCUAAUCUAAUCUAAUCGUGUAUUGGUUUUAUAUAUAGGCGGCCAGUGACACCUCCCCGCCAGCACCGUUGUCUUCGAAUGUUGCGGGAGUAAACGGAGAUGAAAUUGAUUGUGACGGUGAGAAACCUCAUAAAAAACAGCAUGACGCACCAUCUCCCGGGGACGACAACUAAUACAUAAAUCUGAUCAAACCAAUACAUAUGGACACCAAUCAAGAUUGUCGUAGUUUCAUGUGUCAUACAAAUAUACUGAAUUAUGUGGACCUCAUGUUUCAUACGAUUCACACUUCCCAAGCAUUACAAUAUGUGUCGUAAUAGCUAAUCGUGUGACAUAUAUACUUACUAUAAUAAAAAAGGGUAUGCACAACCCAAUUUUUCUCUUAAUCUCAGUUCUUGCGGUUUGAAUCAUUUUCAAGUUGUAGUUUUCAAUGUUGAAUGAGUAGCAAACUCCUAUCUUCCUUAUUUAAUUGCCAAGUAAUUUUAUCAAUAAAUUUGCUUAAAACAUAUUUAUUUUUUGCUUGAUUAUGCUCGUGUACAUGAAAUAACACAAUUACAUUGUUAAUGAAAGAUAAUAAAUUUAUUCUUAAGUAACACAAGAACAAGAUUUUUUUUAAUCGAAUAGGUUCACGAUAUGGUAUUUAAGUGUUUCACUCAAUGUCUAUUGUUUUUUUUUUUUUGUGAUAUGGGUAUCUCAGGUUGGUCUAACAAUGAUAUUUUUGUAUAUAAAAGCAGGUUGAAAAUUGUACAUAGUAGUAUGUAUUAGAACUUUUGCAUGUCGGAGAGAUAUUUUUUACACGAAAUAUAGUCGACAAUUUUAUGUAAUAGUUAUGAAAUUCAGAAUGACAAAUGUUUUAGAAUCUGUUGAAUAUUAAAAAUAUCACAACACGGACAAUUGCUCACUUCCAUUAGGUUUUUACUUCAGAAUGCAACUUUUUAUGUGGAAUGUGACAUUAAGUUUUCCAAAACGAUGACAACUAAUUGCAUUUGUGUUUCCAUAAACUCAAAAUUUUCAAUAUUUGGUUCAAAUGAUCAAUUAGUUAGAAGUCAGCUAAAAAUAUAUCGUCUAUCAUUUAUGAUAUGGUUUCUAAAAUGAUGCUGGUCCUGAAGCAUCAAUUUCCUAAAGGGAAACCAAUGACGACUCGUGUCAAAAGACUUUGUGAGAUGUGACGAAGAUGAAUAACACCAUCACGAACCAAUUCGGAAUAUAGUGAAUGUGGACCUCUAUGUGCUUCGGGCGGUUAUGGAGAACCAAACUCUGUUAACAUGUUAAGAAAUGAAAUAUGAACCACAAAAACUCGGUUUUACCUUAUAUCAUUGAAAGGUUCAGGACUAAUCCAUGGGAGAUCCUAAAGACUCUCCUAGCUGUUGAUAGUUGUUGCUUGAGGUUGAACAACAGUACAAAGAACAAAUAAGAUGUCACCGAAGUUGAGGAGUUGGGAGCUAACUUCACCCAAAUCCAAUGUGAUGUUCAAGAUUUGGGGGCUAGAUUGGCAAGCUUGGAGAUCGGAUAUGAAGGGUUGCAUGAAGAGCUUUUGGCACUCAUCAACAACACCAUCUCUACCUCAAUGAACAACGCGAUUGAAGUUGGGAAAGGAGACUAUUCAGGCUGAGCUGGCCAUCAUGAAGGAGGAGAUUGGAGACCUCAAGUGUGAGGUUACUCUUGUGAAGAGGGCCAUGGCUAACGGACAUGCCGCGGUGCAAGCCACCUCAACCAUGGAUAUUCCAAGACCAAAGAGCUUGAAAGGGUCGAUGAAUGCAAGGGAGUUAGAGAACUUCCUAUGGAGCUUGGAGCAAUACUUCAAAGCUUUGGGUAUUCGAGAUGAGAAUACCAAAGUAAAAAAUGCACCUCUUUAUUUAAGUGAUGUUGAUAUGUUGUGGUGGAGAAGAACCCAAGGCGAUAUAAGUAAAGGGACGUGCGUGAUGUUUUGAUAGAAUGAAUAUAGCUAUCAUUGAAAUGAGCUUUUCUAGCGGUGCAAUGUCAAAAUUCUACCAAUACUAGUCCAAUAACAAAUACUCUGAUUUAUAAAAACAACCCACGAAGUGAUCAUAUAGAACCAAACAAUUGUUUCUCGGUCCACACUUCUACUAGCAAUGUUCGAAUGAGGACUAGGACCACGAACUUAAUUUCCUUCCUUUUGCUACUAUCUUGCUCCAUCAAACACCUUGUAUCGACAUGCCCUGCAACACUUGGAAUUAUCAUAUGCAGAUUUCUAAAUUUCCAACCAGAAUGAUGCAUCACUCAUUCUGCUCGCGGGACAGAUGCAUAAAUCUCGAAUCUUGAAGUCACAAAAUGAGAGUGCAGCAAACUAAAAGUAUAAAGCCCAAAAUCCGAA
This is a messenger RNA of Linum trigynum, 4486 nucleotides long. The record is from the annotation of a GenBank genome assembly. Lineage: Eukaryota; Viridiplantae; Streptophyta; Magnoliopsida; Malpighiales; Linaceae.